AUGUUCAGUAAGAUGUUGGAUAUAAAAAAUCAUGGGUCUGAGACAAUAUCUUCGGCGCCGACAUGCGGGGGCGGCGCGGCGGGGUCGCGAGUGGCGGCCUCCUCCGCCGCCGUGGAGCUGGGCCGCCGCCUGCUGCUGGCCGCCCGCGCCGGGGACACCGCGCUCGUCCUCGACCUCAUGGCUAAAGGCGCGCCCUUCACCACCGAUUGGCUCGGCACGUCGCCGCUGCACCUGGCGGCGAGCAACGGCCACGCGGAGACGUGCGCCGUGCUACUGCGCGCCGGCGUGUCGCGCGACGCGCGCACCAAGGUGGAGCGCACGCCGCUACACCUGGCGGCCUACGGCGGCCACGCGGCCGUCACCGCGCUGCUGCUGCAGGCCGGCGCCGCCGUCGACUGCCGCGACAUGCUGCGCAUGACGCCGCUGCACUGGGCCGUGCAGCGCGGGCACGCGGCCACGGCGGCGGAGCUGCUGGCGCACGGCGCGGAGCCGGCGGCGCUGUCGAAGUUCCACAAGAGCCCGCGCUCGCUGGCGCUGCAGCUGCGGCGCGACGACCUGCUGCGCCUGCUGGACGACGCGCAGCGCCAGCGCGAGGCCGCGCGCUCCGUGCACCACCUCGUCUCCGAACAAAUGAGCCAGGAGCCUUCACCGGAGCCUCCUAUGCAAACAUUUGAUGCGGUGCAGAGGAUACAGGAUAUAAAGCCCAAUAGAAUUAAGCAGCAGCCAGAGAAAGUAGUCAAGACCGAUACGAAGACUGAGAGCCAGCGAGAAGGCGCGGCGGCCCAGCUGCUCCGCAAGCACGGCAUCACGCUGCUGCCCACGGACGACACCAGCACCGUGCUCAACGCGCUGCAGAGCGGCCGGACCGUGGUGCUGUCGGAUGCUGGCAAAUUAAUGUUAAAAGAGAGCAGCGAAACGAGUCAACCCGCGGCGAGUAAACCCUCGCCGUCGACGACCCAUCCCAACAAGAACAUGGUGCUCACCGCCACGCCCGUGAAGUCUCCACCGAAGCCCGGAAUGAAGAUAUUCACACUGAACAAUAAAUUACUGGCCGUGCCUAAGGAAGGCAACAAGAUACCGGUGAAAAAGAUCAUUAACCCACAAGAUAUGCAGGUGAAGUUCGUGCAGCUCCCCGCCGACGCGAAGAUCAUCUCUCCCUCCAAGGUGGUGGGGGUGAGGCGGCCCGCCGCCGCUCGACCCGCGGGGCAGCGACCCGCCGUCAAGAUCAUCAUGAACAAGUCCAACUUCCAUCGUCUCGUCGCCAACGCGAAUCGCGCCGACGAGGCUCGGGAGGUAUGCGUUCGAGGGCUCCAUCCUUUCCCGUGUCCGACGGUAUCGUUAUACGAGAACACGUCUACUAUGCGCUAA
This is a messenger RNA of Arctia plantaginis, 1368 nucleotides long. The record is from the annotation of a GenBank genome assembly. NCBI's taxonomy places the organism in Eukaryota, Metazoa, Arthropoda, Insecta, Lepidoptera, Erebidae.